Messenger RNA from Boleophthalmus pectinirostris (great blue-spotted mudskipper), 2536 nucleotides. RefSeq names its product limb and CNS expressed 1 like (gene lix1l). The coding region runs from base 156 to 1235 and encodes 359 amino acids. NCBI's taxonomy places the organism in Eukaryota, Metazoa, Chordata, Actinopteri, Gobiiformes, Gobiidae. The transcript has 6 exons. Gene Ontology annotation, biological process: autophagosome maturation. The record is from RefSeq and is a predicted model, not a curated record. Gene Ontology annotation, cellular component: cytoplasm.
UGAACACCGGAUAGAGCACCGGAGAGCGCCGACUCCCUCCGUGACUGACAAAGCCUGGACAAGACCCGCUCCAUCAGACCCAAACACACUUUUACAUUUCCCAUCCGUUUAUUCUAACCCUGUUCUCGGGAUACUCAACUCAUUAGGGGAAAACAAUGGAGUCCAACACGCUCCGCCACCAGAGACUGCAGCCCGGGAUCGGCUUCGGUUCUGGGGUGACAAACACGGGGACUCUCCGCUCCUCUCUACGGCCCGGAGUCACGGUGCCCGUCGCUCCGCUGCUGCCGUCCCCCGCCUCACUGUCUCUGUCCUCGGGGCCUCCUCCACCGCCGCCCCCGCUGCAGCUGCACAGUCUGUACGGCGGGAUGGGCUUCGGCACCGGGCUCGGAGGGGGACUGGGGGUCGGCGGACACUGUAACCCCGGAGCGAACCCCGCGGUGCUGAAGGAGGCGGUGGAGGCCGUGGUCCGGAGCUUCGCCAAACACACGCAGGGAUACGGCAGAGUGAACGUGGUGGAGGCGCUGCAGGAGUUUUGGCAGAUGAAACUGAGCAGAGGGGCCGAUUUGAGGAAUGGUGCCCUGGUCGUGUACGAGAUGGUCCCCUCCAACAGCCCCCCGUACGUCUGCUAUGUCAGCCUCCCCGGGGGCAGCUGCUUCGGGAGCUUCCAGUUCUGUCCGACCAAAGCAGAAGCACGACGCAGUGCAGCCAAAAUCGCCCUCAUGAACUCAGUCUUUAACGAACACCCAUCUCGCCGCAUCACUGACGAGUUCAUUGAGAAGAGCGUUGGAGAAGCACUCGCUCCCUUUAAUGGAAACAGAGAGGAGGCAGACAACCCAAACACCGGCAUUGGUGCGUUUCGUUUCAUGCUCGAAUCCAACAAAGGAAAGUCAAUGCUGGAGUUUCAGGAGCUGAUGACGGUCUUCCAGCUGCUGCACUGGAAUGGGAGCCUGAAAGCCAUGAGGGAGAGACAGUGUUCCCGCCAGGAGGUACUGGCUCAUUAUUCCCAUCGGGCCCUGGAUGAUGACAUGCGCACUCAGAUGGCGGCGGACUGGGUGAACCGUGAGCAGAGCGUGGCAGGGACCAUCUCCCAAGAGCUGGCCUCCACAGAGCGAGAGCUGGAGGAGGCGCGGCUGGCGGGACGAGAGCUGCGAUUCCACAAAGAGAAAAAAGACAUCCUGAUGCUCGCAGUGGGUCAGCUCAAUGCAGCCAACACAGCUACCCUGCCCUCACACUAAACGCUCUUAAAGAAGGACCUUCACUUGCCUUCACUCUCUCGGAUUCCUGGGCACUACAAGCCUCUUUUGGUAGCACUCCCCAAUAAUGUUAUACCUGCCAAAAAUGAAAUAACUUAGGUAAUUCUAAUAGUUAUUAAGCCAGCAACGCUACUACUUGACUAUAAUUCAUAGUUUUUAGCGACCUUUCCAUAAUAUUUAAUGAUUGUCUGCACUACAACAAAAUGCUCUUGCCAGCCAAUGUCUGAAAUGAAUUGAUUCGUUGUUCGAGAAUUAAUUAUUACAUUGUUGGCCAUUAUUACAUAAUUGGAAGCUACUACAGACCAGGUAAUCCAGCCUUUAUCACAAUAUGCACAUUGAAUUAGCUGUUUUAGCAAUGACCUUUUUGUGCCUAGUGACUAAAAGGCAGCUCUCUCAAAAACUACCUGAACACAACUUUUUAUAAGAGAGUUUCUACAUUUGACAUAUAGUCCAACAAAACCUUUAUUUUGCUGGGAAUGUAUGGGCCUAUGUUUGAUUUCCAUAGAUUUCUCACCUUUAAAGCAAAAAUAGAUAUGUGAUGGAAGAAUUGGUACUGACAGCCGCUCAGGUUUAUGAUUAAAAAUAUGUGUGAAGGACUAUACGACAACAGCCGAAUGUAUAAUUUGUAUAAUACUGUAUAAUGGACCUACAGAACUCAAUGAUAAAGAAAAUGACUUGAGUUCAUUUUUCCCAUAAACUAUAAAACAUAAUCAGCAUUUAUCUGAAUUCAACAGUAAGAAAAGAUUUAUUACCACAAUACUUAUCUCAUUACAGUAGAAAAUAACGGUGCUACACACUUUUACAGCCUAAAAUUAUUCUGUUACAUUAGUUAUUUACUUUUAGCUGUUAUACCAAACUGUUGCUUAAUGUUAUCACUAUUACAGUACAGUUACUAUACAUAUGAAUUCUGUUGUCUUUAUUGAAGGAUUUUGAAAGUUUUUUAAAAUGUCAAUUCAAUACUUUUACAGACCAGAAUGAUCUGUUAGCACCUCAUAAUGAGGACAAACUCACUGCCUUGAGUGUUCUUACUUCUUUACUCUUUGUAUAUUUUCUUUAUUACAAACUACGUUCUUCCUCUCAGAUCUCUUGUUUUACAAGUUUUUGUGGCCACUGCAAUGGAUUUUUUAUGUUUUACUAUCCACAUUUAAUUUUACUAUGCAUGUUAUGUUUUUUAUUAUUAAGUGUUGAUUUUAUAAUGUGUUUUUUUAAAGCCAUGAUAAUUUGUAUUUUAUACAAACAAUUUGUAUCUCUUGUUUGAAUUUUUGUUAGAAUUAUAAAAUGCA